UCUCUCUCCCUCUCCUCUCUGCUGCUAUUCUGGGAAGUGGCGUUUGGAAUAACCCCCGUGUGCGAACGAGUGUGUGUGUGUGCGUGUGUGUGUGUCUCCUGAUUUCACCCUCUCACACGCACACAUAGCCUACACACUCAUCACAACACAGUCAGACGCACACAUUGACUGGCUGUCUGACUGCAGUAUAGGCUAGAGGAGCUCCGGCAGCAGAAACCCGGUCGGAAAGGAUUCCGAUUCCAUUUUUACGCGCAACUUUUUUCCCCCUUCCGUCGGCGACGUUUUCCACCGCUUCCCCUCUUCGACUCGUGUGGAUUUCUAACAACUGUUCUCCCGGCUUGGUUUCUACUAACGGACAACCAGCGAAGGUGUCAAGCCCGCCCGGAAUCGGAUCUCCUGUCACCGGGGGUUGCUUGUUGUCAUUAUCGCGCGGAGACGCGCAGCUGGAGCGCAGACGGAAGCGGCUGUGACCAGUUUGUGGACUGGACCGGAGGACAGCUACAUCAGGAUGGCCACGCGAGGAAUCUUUCUGAAACCGAACUGAGCACGUACAGACAAACAGGUCUUUUGGUGAGAAAACUGGAAGACUUUUGAAGCUAAAGAAAGGAUCUACAAGCACUUUUCCUUACAGAAAAAUCACUCAAGGAUUCUUCUGUCGUUAGAUGUAAACUGGACAGAAAACAACGCAUAGCAACAUUAGUGUUUACACAAUGGCAAAAGGAGAGAAACAUUUCUGAUGUUAUCCACUAAAGCUCCCCUUUUAUUUCCACUUCCUGAUUCCUGUUUCCAGCCUGGCUUUACAAUCAGUCUAUUUCAGCAAUGGACGGGUACUUCCUGUUUCUGUGAACUUGUUGGCAGCCCUCAAAGGUUCAGCUAUCAUGCCUGGUAGUUGUGGGACCUUGUAACCCUCCAGAACCCACCCUCCCAACUCCCCCACCACCCCCUCUCUCCUCCCUCUUCUAAACCCACAGAAGAGCUUCACGAAAAUGGAGGCUCGUGAAUCAGCUGCCGCGGGGCAGAGAUGCUCAAAUAAGGAACCAGUGAAGGAGAAGGCGCUUCUGCAAAGAAAGUGGGCGUCCGAGCCCUCUGCUACCACCAAGCGAAACACUUUUGCUGACCCAGAGGCAAAACACCGUGAGAGUUUGCCUUGUGGGAAUUCUGGGAAGCUGCUAACUGGACCUUCUGCAGUUGGGGCCAUGGGAGGCCCGCCAUCUCAAGACCCCCAAGGGCCGUUUCCUCAGGGGUUCCCAAGGGGAUACUCCUACCAGCUCGGCCAGCCGUACCCUCAGCACCCCCAAACUGAGCGCUUCCUCUCAGGAGCCAAACCCCAGCCAGGUCUAGAGCCUCAUGCCUGGCCAUUUGCUGGCCAGUUGCCCUCGGAUGACCUGUACCCUGUAGGACACCCAGGACACACUCAUCCUCAUGGGGCUGGGGGAGGGAGGUUUCCCCGCCAGAAAUCUCCCAGUUUACCCAGCUCCUUCGGACAGUAUUCUCAGUCAGGCCCUGAGCCUGGAGAGGAGGGCUAUAGCAAAAAGGAGCAGAAGCCGAAAAAGCCUGGUAAGUACAUCUGUCACUACUGUGGACGAGCUUGUGCCAAGCCCAGCGUCUUGAAGAAGCACAUCCGCUCACAUACUGGUGAGAGGCCAUAUCCUUGUGUACCCUGUGGCUUUUCCUUCAAAACCAAGAGCAACCUUUACAAGCAUCGCAAGUCCCAUGCUCAUGCCAUCAAGGCUGGACUCGUACCAUUUUCAGAGCUAGCUGUGGCCCGCAGCGGGGACAUGGACCAGGCAUCCCCAGUGGGCGAGGCCGAGGUCCACUCAGAUGGAGAGCAGAGUACCGACACAGACGAGGAAGGUGUGGAGGGCUCCACCAUGCUGACGGACAAAGAUAGUCCCAUCCCGCAGAUCCCCUUUGAAGCUGACAAGAAUACAGGUGGUGUGGAACCAGCAUAUGCAGACUCAGCCGAAGAGCUGCCGGUCGGGUCUAUAAAAGUGCCUAUCCUUAUUGUCCCAAAGCCUGGGGGAGUCCCCUCCACAGGGAUGGAGUGCCCACCCUUUCAGGACAUAAAGGGGUCACACCACAUGUUCUCAUCACAUGCUGGCAUUAGAGCGCACUCACUGGAUGACUCCCCUACCAUCAAAGAACGUUUGGCCCUGAGGCUGAAUGAGAAAAAAGGUCAGGAGUCUGACUCUGCCAUGACCCAGUCCCUGAACCUCCUCAGUCCUCACAGCAAAGGCAGCACAGACUCUGGCUACUUUUCACGCUCUGAGAGUGCAGAUCAGCAGAUCAGCCCUCCAAAUACUAAUGUAAAGACGUACGAAGAGAUUAUGUUUGGUCGGACUUGGUACUACCGACCCAACUCCAGAUCCCGACAGUCUAUCGCAGUGGGCAUGGCAGGGGCGGACCCCAGCCUAGCUAGCUUAAAGCAACCAGGUGCUAUUUUAGACAUGGGGAAGAUAGCUGAGGAUCCUAUCUGUUUCAGAGGUGAUGUAGGAAUCUCUGGAGAUCCUAAGCAAUAUCCAACAGGACCCUGUCAAAGCAGUACAGGCCUUCUGGAGCUUCCAUCAGAUUCCGGGACCCUCAUUAGGAGUAACUCCAUGCCAACUUCUUCCCCUCCUAACCUUAGUGUCCCCCCAGCAAUUCGAGGCAGCCACUCUUUUGAUGAGAUGAUGACGACAGAUGAUGUGUUUUACCCACCAGGGCGCAGACUCAGGAGACAGGCUGCAUUCGAACAUUCGGCCAAUGAAGCCCAUGUAGGAGAGGCUGAGGGCUAUGGACACAUGCCCAAGAAUUUAGCUUCAUCUCUGGGUAUGAAGAUUGCUGAGCGCAACCCAGGAGUCCCAGGAGUCCAGGAGCACAUUGCCUACAGCCCACAUGGUACUAAAGUUAGCAUGUCAGAAAUAGCCACAAGAAAAAGGAGGAAAGAGAAGAGUGUUGGGGAUGAAGAGGACAGCCCUGGGCAUGACAGUAGCUGUAGCGGUUCAGUGGAGAUGAUAGGGGACUAUGAGUUUAAAAAAGGUAGUAUUGAUGGGUCGAGAGGCACCCCAACAGGGAAAGGCUCUCUUUACAGUGCUCACAGCCAGUCUGACAGCUUUGAUACCUGUGCCAGCAUAUGCUCUGAGGACAAUGUACUGUUUCCUGACUCUGAGGGCAGGAAGACAGCUGGGAAUGUCAUAUCGGUUAUCCAGCACACCAACUCCCUCAGCCGGCCAAAUUCCUUUGAGAAGUCAGAGUCCUUUGAGCAGCCAGGAUACCAGCCUUCAGAUAGAGCUCCAUCUAGCCAGUACUCUGAACAGUCCGACACAGAGAUCUUUGAAGAUGCUCUGAGUCCUGAAUCUGCCCUACUGAGGACAGAGAGCAUGGAGCAGCAGCUGCAAAGUGACAGUGACCUGGCUUCCCUCUCAUCUUCGUCAGCCGCAGCAUCACCUGGCCAGCCUUAUCACAUCCCACACAAGCUAGUCCGACAACCCAACAUCCAAGUUCCUGAGAUCAGGGUGACGGAGGAGCCAGACAAGCCUGAGAAAGAUGCAGAAGCUUCGAUGAUCAAGGAGCCGGAGAAGCAGCCGCAGCAUGUGGAGGAGUUCCAGCUGCCACAGAGGAGUGACACACUCGCCCAGAUGCCAUCGGAAAAGCUCCCACCCAAGAAGAAGAGGCUGCGCCUGGCAGAUAUGGAGCACUCAUCAGGGGAAUCAAGCUUUGAGUCAACCUGCACCAGCCUUUCUCGCAGCCCCAGUCAGGAGAGCAACCUGUCCCACUCCUCUUCCUUCUCCAUGUCCUUUGACAGAGAGGAAGGCCUCAAGUCUGUCUCACCCACCAAACAGGAUGACUCGUUGGCAUCUGGUGGUGGACCUAAGCAGUCGGAGUUCCUGACGGUACCUGGCAGUGGUCAUUCCAGCCACCACCAGCAGAGGGAGAUGAGAAGGUCUUCCUCGGAGCAGGCGCCAUGCACGCUGCCGACAGAGUUGCCUGAAAUGCGCAGCAAAUCAUUUGAUUAUGGGAGCUUGUCCUCCUCCAGACAGGGAGAGAUAUACUCCAGUGCCUCUGCAAUGAAAGAACGCCGGCGUGGCUAUCUUGUCCGACAGGCAUCCCUGAGUGUUUAUCCAGAGGCAGUCGUCCAGGAACUAGGGGGUGCUGAGAUGUCAAUCAAACAGGAGAGUCUGGAACAUGGGGCAUGGCCUGGCCCAACAGGAUCCCCCCACAGCAGCAGCGACGUAGCCAGCAGAACCAAGAGAGUUAGCAGUAGCGCUGGUGGUGUAGGCUCUCACCAACACCAACAGCACCACCAGCAUCUCCUCCAGCACAGUAUCAGUGAGGACAGUCUGCAGGAAGAACCUCUCUACGGCAGGUCCAAUCAGCAUCGCCUGCAGGCCCAGGGCUCGUCAUCGGAGGGAGAAUAUCCAGGUCACGAGGUCAUGAACAAGGAAGUAAUCCAGCAGUACCCGAGUGGUCCUCCUUUCCUUUCCUACCAGCAACCAGGUCUGUUCUGGAGUCAGGAGGCCAGUCAGGCAUCCAGACAGCAGCUGACCCUCCAGGCCCAGCAGCAACUCCAAAAACUCCACAUCCGAUCACCAGGCUCCCUGUCUGGACACCCACUCCACAAACAACCACCGCUCCACUCCCUGCAUCAAAUCCACGAUCAGCAGCCACAUGAAGGGAAAUCAGAAAACCCUGGCUCUCAAGUGUACCCUGCAUCUUUCUCAUCUCGCACCUCUCCAAUGUCCCAGCAACAACAGCAAAACUUUGCUUCUCUCUCCUCCAAGCACUCCCUGAUCACUUCCACCUCCGCCUCCAUGCUUCUGCAGCAGGUCCAACCUGUCUUUGCCACCCAGAACCUGGGCUCCCAGUCCUCUCUGCCCGGUAUGACGGUUCCUGUGCGGAUUCAAACCCAUGUGCCAUCCUAUGGUAGUGUUAUGUACACCAGUGUUAGCCAGCUGAUAGCCACACAUUCAGCCAGGCCGGGCAUUGCUGACAGCAGCAACAUGUCGUCUCCAGUGUGCGCUGUGAGUGCCAGCAAACCACCUGGAGGAAUUGGAGGAGGCAUUAACGGGACAGGCUUCAACCUAUCACACUUCCUCGGACAGAUGGAUGGCGUGACGCUGCGCUACCCAGCCUGGAAGGUUCCCGAUUCACUACCAGAGAAAUUCCUGAAUACAGGCAUCCCACUGUCACUAACGUCAGGCACCAUAUCCACAACAGAUGCCUCGGGAUCGGGCGUCGGAGGCAGCAAGCGCAUGCUUUCCCCCACCAACUCUCUGGAGCUCUUCAUCGAGACUAAGCAGCAGAAAAGAGUGAAGGAAGAGACGAUGUAUGGACAGAUUGUUAAGGAGAUGAGUGCAGUGGAGCUGAGUGGAACUGAAAGCUGUAGCAAACCUGAAAAGGGGCAGGGCAGAGGUCAGCGAGCUUGCCUGAAGAGCGAAGGCUCCAUGGAUGAUUCUGAAAGGAUGUCCUCUUCUCCUCCACUAAGUGACUUCCCAGUUGCUACCAAGAUAGCCAUUCCUGUCCGUUCCUCUGCCCCUCACCUCCCUGAUGUUCCCCGGGCCGAGAGCUUCACUCCUCCUCUCCAGAUUGUCACAGACCGUUCCCCAGUUUCAGGUGGUCGGGACUCCCCAGAGGAGCUCGAUGUGGACGAUUCAGUCCCAGAGCCCAGCUCCAGCCCCCAGUCCAUGGUGUCCUCCAACGACGCAGAUGACACUGACAACACAAAUCAGCCUACACCCAAUAAAAUUCCUGUCAGCAUGCGGGUCCAGCUAGCUGCCAAACAAAGCGCAGGAUCAUCCGAAGCAGUGGGCCAGACUUUGCUACUCACGGAUGUGGCUGAGCAGUUUUUCCAGUUCCCAAGCCUGCGUACUAUGAGCCGAGUCAGCUGGUGUUUCCUGAACUACACCAAACCCAACAGCACCCAAACUGCCUCGCAUAGCUCUGUCUACAACUCGUGGUGUGUAAGCUCAUACAACCCCAAUCCUCUGAAUCUUAGCACCAAGGCUGCGCUGGCCCUGCUGAGGUCCAAACAGAGGAGAAACACCGAUUCCAUGUACUCAACUGCAGCCAUGUCGCCACCCAGCUCUGGAAAGCUGGUGUCAUCUGUGGCCUGGAAGCUGAGGUUUGAUCAGUUGAAACCAGAGCUGAUGCCAGUUGAUGUUGGUAAUUAUGGGAGGAAGAUGAAGGGAGUUGUGUCGUGGGACCGUUCGAAGGAGGAGCAGGUAGAGAAGGAGGUCUCGGUCAAACAGCCUGCCACUGAACCGACCCGCAUCAAGAUCUUCGAAGGCGGGUACAAAUCCAAUGAGGACUAUGUUUACGUUCGCGGCCGCGGUCGGGGAAAAUACAUCUGCGAAGAGUGCGGCAUCCGCUGUAAGAAACCCAGCAUGCUGAAGAAACACAUCCGAACGCACACCGACGUCCGGCCGUACGUCUGCAAGUUCUGCAACUUCGCUUUCAAGACGAAAGGAAACCUGACAAAGCACAUGAAGUCUAAAGCUCAUAUGAAAAAGUGUCUGGAGUUGGGAGUCUCCAUGUCUUCUGUUGAGGAUAACGAGGCAGAGGAAGGAGAUGUCGGAGAGGAAGGCCAGAGGUCUGAGAAGAUGUCCCGCGGCGCCAUGGCAGAGCACCAGUUCUCAGACGCCGAUGACUCGGACGGCGGCGAGGACGAUGGCGACGAGGUGGACGACGACGAGGACGACGAGGACGACUACGACGGCGACUCCACGCCGAAGACCCGCUCGCGCUCAACCAGCCCGCAGCCGUACAGCCUGCCCGCCGUGUCCAUCACGGCCGUGGCAUCCUCCCAUCCCGCUCCACACCUCUCGCAUCCCUCGCCAUCGGACCUCCUGGGCAACACCCACAAGCCCCCGCUGUUUGGCUACUUCACCACCGUGCCGAGCAUCCAGAUCACGCCGCAGGCUCCACCUGGCGACCGCGGCCAGGAGGAGUACCAGCGAGGCCUGCAGCGGGCGCUGGGCAGCCGGCUGCUGGCUCCGCCCUCCUCCUCCUCCAUGGAUGAAGACCUCCCAGACCUCUCCUCGCCCUCCUCCCGCCUGUCCUCGCCCGGGCCGGAUCACUCCGGCUGCCCGUCCCCGAUCUCCCCUUCCUCCUCGCCCUCAGCGCGUCGAUACCUCUCCCCACGCCGGGACCUCUCGCCCCGCGCCGGACACCUCUCCCCCCGGCGGGACAUCUCUCCUCUGCGUCACAUCUCGCCCAAGAGGGACCUGGGGGCAGGGGGCGCUUACAGGCGAGACCUCUCCCCCCGGAGGGGACACCUCUCGCUGCUCUCGCCCCUCUCUCGGCCCACAUCUCCAGCAGGAAGAGACUACAAGCGUGACAUGUCGCCACGAGGCCGCCACAGGGCCAUGAUCCGGCCUGUUUCUCCUCGCCGAGGGCUCCACCAACACCUCCACCACCAAAGCCAGCAGAGUGGAUCGCGGGGUCUCAGGCCGGCUCACCAGGCCGGGGUGCUUGGUCCGGCAGAGCUGGGACGUCGCAGAACCAGCGCAGAGAUGCAGAUGGAACAUUGUCUGGGCUCGGCAUCGCCAGGGCAACGGGAGUCCAGUCCACCUCACCAGGUUCUGUUCAGUCACCUUCCUCUCCACUCUCAACUCCAGGUGCGUUCGCCGUUCCCGAUGAUCCCCAUCGGCGGGAUCCAGAUGGUACACUCCGUCCCCGCGUCCGUCACCUCCGCUCUGGGCCAGCAGGGGGCACAGCAGGUCGCCUCCCGCCUGCUGCUGCAGAAGAGCACCUCGGAGGACUCCACCGCCAGCGACGCCGCCUCCCCCCAUUACACCUCCUUCAGCGAGAGGGGGGCUCAGAGAGGGGGAGGGGCAGCGGGAGGAGGUGAGCAGCCGAGGGGGUCGACUUCCCCUCACCCGUCUUCGCAGGAGAGGGAGGGAGGAGGGGUGAGGAAGGAGCAGGAGGAGAGCAUCCAGACCUGCACUAACGCCAUCGCCUCGCUCUGCAUCGACUCCAGGGAGCUCGCCGAGAGAGGCGGAGGAGGGACUAAAGAUGGAGGCAGACCUUCCUCCUCUGCUUCUGCGCCGUCCCACGACUCCCAGCAACAGCGGCGCUCGCCAUCCGUCUCCAUGUCGCCGCCGUCUCCGCACCCUUCGCCGUCUCCUCCACAGGGUCCCGGGAUUCAGCACUUUAGUGGCGGCCUGGAGCUCAGGCCUCCCCAGCCAUCGUCAAUCCCUGCCACCUCCCCUCACUCCUCCCCCUCCUCCUCCUCCUCCUCUCCUCACCCUCCCAGCCCCGGGGCUGAAACCCUCCAGCCUCCCGUGGCGUCCAAAUCUCUCAAGCCGGAGAGAGACAGGGAGGCCGGAAGCACAAAACGAAGCAAAGACGUGUCGUAGGGCGGCAAAGGAAGAACAGGAGGAGGAGAAACAAUGGAUUAUUUUGUCAUGUUUUUUUUGGAUAAUAGGAAGGGAUGAAGUGCAACUGAGAGAGAAAAAAAUAUACUUUUGCACACUUUACACACAUAUUCAUACAUACAUUAUACACUCUCUCUCUCUCUCACACACACACACACACACACACACACACACACACAUGCAUACAAUGCAUACAAAGAAAAACAGCUCUUGGACAAAUGGACUUCUGCAGUUUAAAGUUAAGUUUGUGUACAGCAUGCCUGUUCUAACCAGGGCCUGCUCUCAGAAAACUUUCUUAUUUAAAGACUUUAAAGAGGAUCUGCAUACGGUUACACAUGUACGGUAACUCCUAACCAACACGAGCCCAACCUGUCUAAAAAAACGGAAAGAAAGGACUCGUACGGUACGUAAAAACAAAAGAAAUCACAAAAAAAGACAGCUACGUGUGUGCCUUUUCUUUAAUCUUUUUUGUUACUUUUGUUGCUUAUAUUCUUAUAAGCACUCAAAGCAGGAAGGUAAAUGUAAAUACAAUACUAUCACAUUUUGCGGAUCAGCUUUGUAAUAAAUGCAACCCCCCCCACCCCCACCUUUCCUUCUCCUUCCUUUCUCCGUCCCCUCUUUUUCCUCCCCCACCUCCUGUGUUUCUUUCCUUUUUUUUUUGGACACCUUAAAGUCUCGACAAGCGAUGUGAAGUUAUGGAUAUUACUAUUACGUACGGUUGCACUAAAACAUAUUUUUAUAUGAGUGAAAUUUUAAAAAUGGCUUUUUUUUGUGUACAGCAGCAAUUCUAUAAUACUAUUUAUUAUUGUUACCAUGUUUCAUAAAUUGUACAUUUUUUUUCCUAAAUGUCGUGGAUGCCUUUUUCUAUGUGAAGCAUGGGUUUUUUGCUAUCGCUUACAUUAGGGCGAGGAUAUGUAUACACUGUAAUAUGGCUUUAUAUGUUAGACCUAUUUAUAUACGUCUAAGUGAGCCCCCUCUUCUUGGAGGUAUAUAAACAUAGAAGUAAGAUUUACCAGAAUAUUUACCCAGCAUAUAAAUACAUACAGUAUAUAGAAUCUAUCAACCUGCCUAUCCAUCUAUCUAUCUCUCUAUCUAGCUGCACUUAACAUGUAAAAUGACAUUCACAUUGAGGUUAUUGUCGUUUGCUUGUACAUUUUCUCUGCUGCUCUUCGCCUGUCCCUGCUUGUGAUUUCUCUUUUUUUUUUUUUUUACUUGCUUUUGUGGUAUUAUUUUAGAUUUUUACGCUGCACAGACUUGCUCUCAGCAUUAAGUGAAUGAACAUGCCUUCUUGCACCGUGGCAUUCUGCUCAAAUUGUUGGUUUUUACCUGAUCGCACCGCCCCUUUCUCCAUACACAUAUACACACACACACACACACACACACACACCACUCCUCCCCAACACCAAUAUAUCAAUGUUUAAAUUAAAGUAAGCUCCGCAUUCUGAUAAAAAAAAAACAACUUUGCUUGAAUGAAUACAGUUUUAUUCGUCGUUUAUAUCUGAACGGGGAAAACAUUCCAGUCCAUGUAAAUAUUCAGUCAACCCCCCUAAACACACACAUACACGUAUAUACUUUUUUGUUUUGUUGCAUUGACGCACAUUGUGGCCAUGGCAAUCAACCCACCGCAACUCUUAUUUAAUGGCUUUAUUCCUGGGGACACGUAUACAAACACAUACACCAAACUCUCUGGCAAAUGCACCUUAUAUUUCUUAGGAUCUCUGCUAUGAAAAGUCCCAGCACUCUGAUCAGUUUGUUUUUUUUUAGCAGCAAACUUUGAUUGAAAUUGAAAGUGUUUAGGAGGAAAGCUGCUCUGCACUCUGAAACCCCCAAAACUGUCUGACAAAAAUAAUCCUAAUGAUACAUUUAACAGUUGUGACAUUGAGGCUUUCUGCACUGCUUUUUGUUCUCCUCUCCUCGACAUCCCUUUUUCGUAGCUAAGCAAUAUUUAGCCAAAACUCUGCUCAGCAGCAGGGAGUGUGUUUGUUGCAAGGCAACAAUAAUCGUUCUUAAAAAAAAAAAACUAAAAUCAGGAGACGGAGGGAGAACUUGGAGGUUGUGUGUGUGUGUGUGUGUGUGUGUGUGUGUGUGUGUGUGUGUGUGUGAUUUCAGUGGCGCAACUCUUUUCUCUUUUGACAGUUUUGGGUGGAGUCGGGCAGGCUGCAAUGUGAGUGUGUAUCUCUGUACUCUGUAUCGGUGUGUAUUCCACCAGUAUAUCCUCUUCUUACGACUUUUUUCUAUUUCGAUCCUCCUUCUGUUAUGUACACUUAUGAUGACAGCGAUGUCUUUAAAAAAAAAAAAAAUUAUCUCUUUCUCUCUUUCAAAGAUAUCAAAGCACAAGUCAUUGUAUAGAAAUGACAACAAUACAAAAAAAAGGACAAAAAAAAAAGGUAAACGUGCAUUUAAAAGGGUAACUUUUGUGAUGGUGUUCUGUGGAAUUAAUACAUAUAUCAUGUAUGACCCCAGUGGCAAAGAGGAAUCGCAGUAGAAGUGGAAAAAUGGAUUGUUGUUUUCAAAUAAAUAUGAAUAGAAUCAUG
This is a messenger RNA of Sander lucioperca (pikeperch), 10888 nucleotides long. It is a transcript of the gene hivep2a, whose product is annotated as HIVEP zinc finger 2a. The coding region runs from base 987 to 8336 and encodes 2449 amino acids. The record is from RefSeq and is a predicted model, not a curated record. Gene Ontology annotation, cellular component: nucleus. The transcript has 17 exons. Gene Ontology annotation, biological process: regulation of transcription by RNA polymerase II. Gene Ontology annotation, molecular function: DNA-binding transcription factor activity, RNA polymerase II-specific; RNA polymerase II cis-regulatory region sequence-specific DNA binding. Lineage: Eukaryota; Metazoa; Chordata; Actinopteri; Perciformes; Percidae.